Messenger RNA from Prunus armeniaca (apricot), 477 nucleotides. Lineage: Eukaryota; Viridiplantae; Streptophyta; Magnoliopsida; Rosales; Rosaceae. The record is from the annotation of a GenBank genome assembly.
AUGGAAAUAGAAUGGGCGAACGUGCUGAAGAAGAAAGGGAGUGGGAAACACAUGAUGAUCAAGUUGUUUUACCAGUGGGUAUGCUCGACCAAUCAAACCAACACCACCCUGGUUCACAACCCAGUUGUGGCCCUGAACGUGGACAGACAUAGGCACUCUCAGGCUAAAAAUGUCUUAGAAGAUUACUUUAUCUCAAAUUUGUUGUACUAUAGUGUUGAUUUUCGAGGGCAAUAUAGACUACAUCCUUAUUUGUUUAGGAAAAUCAUGCAUGAUGUUGCAAUUACGACGAAUACUUCAUUCAGAAGUAUGAUGCUGCCCGGGUUUCAGGUGGAUGAGAUUGCUAGGAUAAGGAAAUCAACUAUCCUAGAGUGCUUGGUCAGAUUUUGUGAUGUAAUCGAAACUCUUUACACAAAGGACUACCUCUGCAAAUCUAUGUCUAGGGACCUCAAAGGGCUUCUACAAAUAGUCGAAGCUUGA